AGUACGGGCAAGUGCAUUUCAAGUAGCGACCAACGACACAAAAGAAUUCAAACGCAGAAAAAAAAGAAUCAACCAUAGUACCGACUCACGGACAGUGAUCCAAAGGCAUUGAAACUGUAGCAUCUUCAGGAAAAUGACUUUCACUUCCGAAGCAACGACAACGUUCAGGCUAAGCGUGUUCGGCCUCGCCUCCGGAGAGCCGCUGCCGCUGGACCCGCACACGUGGGACGCCGCGACCACUACGGUGAGGCAAGUCAAGGAAGCAAUUGCCCUUGCCUACGUGCUUUCGGACGCGAACGUGCAGAAAAAGUCGCGUAUUUUCUGGGGGCGGAUCGCUCUACUUCCGGGGAAGGAUGAGGACGACGACGCGAACCUGGACCAGGCGGAUUUGAUGAGUUUCCGGGGCCUUGCGGUGGACGAUGCAAAUUUCGUGAAGUUUGUGCAGCAGCAGGAGAAGGCGGAGAAGGAAAACGUUGGAGGGCCACAAGCGAUUGAAACGGGAAAAGUAGCUAGCGCGAGCUUGUUGGCAGGGGCGUCGUGCAAAGCAGACACGGACACGGACUCAGCAUCGAGUUUUCCGGAGAGUAAGAAGCGCCGCGUUUCCAAAUGCGGCUCUGCGGCCACAGGAGAACAUGACUGCGACGAGGUACCUACUUUUUCCGUCCGAUACUACGUGCGCACCUACAAAGCCAUUGAAUCGCGGAGAGAACUGGACGUUGCGCUGCGGCCUUUCUAUAAGUCCGACCCGGGAGGCGGGAACUACAGGUGGGAACAGGUAGUUUCUGUAAGGACCGACGCUCGGAGAUUCGACACCUUUCCAAAGAAAUUCGGCACAGAGGAAGAAGUCGAAGCCGUGUACGGUCCGAUCGUGCUGUGGGACGUGUCGGGUGUAAGAAAUUUUAGCAGAUUGUUUCAGAGCUCCACCUUCAAUCGAGACAUCCGUGGUUGGGAUGUAGCCGGUGCUACUACAAUGGCAGAGAUGUUCUCUUGGAAUUUCUCUUUUGAUCAACCAAUUGGAGAAUUUUGGGACGUCGGGAAGGUGAAGACAAUGCGGCGGAUGUUUGAACAGGCACACGCUUUUAACCAGCCACUCGAUAGCUGGGAUACUGGCAGCGUUGUCGACAUGACUCGAAUUUUUGGAUCAGCAAGGAGUUUCAACCAACACCUGGACAAGUGGAGCACUGCCAACGUUGUCAGCUUAAGAGGGGCUUUUCAGAGCGCUCCGGCCUUCAACGGGCGGAUUGGCCACUGGGACGUCGCGAAGGUGACAUCCUUGCGAGGUAUGUUCGAGUCUGCGUGGUCUUUCAACAAGUCCAUUGGGAAGUGGAACGUAAUAAACGUCCAGGAUAUGACCGGUAUGUUCGGGUUUGCCUAUGCGUUUAACCAACCUCUUGCUAGCUGGAACGUCACGAACGUGAAAAGCUUUGCUUGGAUGUUCAGCCACGCGAGUUCCUUCAACCAGAACCUGCAGGGGUGGCGCCUACGGGAUCCAGUAGAUCGCCACACCAUGUUUUAUUGCGCCCAUUCUUACCAGAAUGGGCCAUUACAGCCUGCCGAUGGGGUUUCAUUUGAUGACGGUACCAAUGCCGAGAAAAUUUUGGGUUCUACGAUUCCUAGAUACUACUUUCCCGAUUUACAAAAUGACGUUUUGGACGAAGACGAUCCACCAGAAGAAGCAGCGGCAGAUCUCUUUAUCCCGUUUCGGGGCGAGUGACUGGAACUGAAAGACGAGUAGAUAUAGACAAGUGAAAAAAACAAUCGUGAUCGUAAUGCUCUUCAACUUCACCGCCUGUCAAAUUCAAUAUAAGCCUGCUUCAGAUAGCUGUAGAUGUAGAUGACAGCGCUUGUGGCGGAAAC
Molecule: messenger RNA, 1857 nt
Organism: Amoebophrya sp. A120
Lineage: Eukaryota; Dinophyceae; Syndiniales; Amoebophryaceae
Source: the annotation of a GenBank genome assembly